AUGUCAACGACUAUUGUGGAGACGCGGGACGGGCGAUUGUACGUAGGCUGUAUCCGGUCUUACGACCAUUACGGGAACGUGGUGUUGGACCGCUGCGUUGAACGAGUCCGGUUCGGUGGGGACUUUGGUGAACUGUAUCUUGGCCUGAUGUUCAUUCGCGGAGAGACUAUAGCAUAUUUUGGGCAUCUCCAGAAACCCUCUCCGGUCACCUUUCAAACCAACCUGCAACGCAUCCAAGACACUGACUCAGAUUCCCUUGCCGGCGCCACGAUUACUGAUGGUCGCAAAGUACCCUUGGAUGCCGUCUUUCAGCUACAACGGAAACAUCAACUAUCGAAGGUGGAGGCCGCUAAGACGUGGGAAUAUUAUCGUCGGAUCAAUGAGGAGAACGACGAGGAACAUGUUAAGGAUAUCAUCAUGCAGUACUUGUCAGCCCAGGCUUCGGUGGCUCGGCCGUCGCUUGAGCAGACGACGGAGUUCCGAGCGUGUAGUUGGAGUCGCCGACGGCGACGGGUAAGUGACGGCAGUAGCUCAACGUGUUCGGCGACGCCGCGGCUGCGUUACGCUUCCAAUCAGCGCGGUGUUGCUGGCAGCAGUAACUCGUUGGCGGAUGGUGUCAAGGUCGUGGGUUCGAAUCCACCGGGGCGCACAAGUCCCGUGGAACAUUUGCGGCCGUCGCUGCAGAGAUCGGCCAGUCGCGAAUUCGUCGGUGGCUUGCAACGCAGUCCCCAACGUGCGAGACGACGCGAAGACGAACGCUUCCUGAAUGCCACCCCAGACCCAGCGAAUGAUGCCAGGACGAACCACCGAGCGGCCGUCAGAGCGAAUGCAACACUAGACCGGACAGCCGGGGAUCGAGACCGGACAACCGGGCAUCGACACCGAACCACCGGGCAUCGAGAGCGGACGACCGGGGAUCGAGACCGGAGGUCCGGGGAUCGAGACCGGACGAUCGGGGAUCGAGACUGGGCGAUCGGAGAUAGGGCGCCCGGGGAUAGGACGACGGGGGACCGUGUAAGGGAGAGGCGGACCGAAGCCAUUAGGAAAUCUGCUGGGUCGUCACCGACGUUGUCGCCAGGGGAGCCGCGGCGGUUGGCACCGUCACGGUUGAUUAAGCCGUCGCGUUAUUCGUGCGCGCCGCUGAUUGCGGAAUGGCCGGAGGAAUCGCCGCUUAAGUGGGAGCCGCGGGCUCAAUUGCCACCGCGGAUCCCUACGUUGCGAGCGGAGUCAGAUGCUGGCGACAUGGCAAGUCCGUCCGUGCAGGACUUAGUCUCUCGAGACUACCUUUCAGCCAACGGGUGCACUUGCGAGAACAGUCGAGACAUGAGUUGUAGCAGUGAUGACCCAGGGCGCGGACGAGGCCUCAAAUCGGCCAUGAAGAAAUCAGGGGACGAGUCCUCCCUUAGCGUAUCCCGAGGCGUCGUAAUCACCGGUCCUGUCAUGGACAAGAGGUCGGUAACGGACAAUACACGUCCACCACGGUCCUUUUGGGAGAGCGCCACCAGUGAACAAAGCGAAGGCGGAGACGCCGUGUACGUCGGACCUGAUACCCGAUUCUCCUCGGUGGUCUACGUCCCACCUGAAGCACCUGUUAGACCCGUCAAGAAAGAAAUCAAGGAGAAAAAUUACACUCCCACUGCUUCUAUGAGUGGGGUCAUUCCCCAAACCGUCGGCCACUCGCAGCCUAGCCCAGACAUGUCCUCACCUCAUCAGUUCACCUACCCCCGCAAAUUGCCCCUUGGCGACUCCGACCCUUCCGAAACACUUAUGCCUAUGGAUAAUAUAAGAACACUGGACAAACUCGAUCACUCACCCUUCUACAAAGCCUGCGCACCCGUAAGAAUCACUUAG
Molecule: messenger RNA, 1851 nt
Organism: Gregarina niphandrodes
Lineage: Eukaryota; Apicomplexa; Conoidasida; Eugregarinorida; Gregarinidae
Product: LSM domain protein
Exons: 3
Coding region: 1-1851 (616 amino acids)
Biological process (GO): deadenylation-dependent decapping of nuclear-transcribed mRNA
Cellular component (GO): P-body; Lsm1-7-Pat1 complex
Molecular function (GO): RNA cap binding
Source: RefSeq, a predicted model, not a curated record